CUGAUAUAAGAUAUCAUGGUAUGAGAUGGUUUUCUUUAAUGCAGUGAAUGCAAUGUAACCGUCGUGCAAGAGAUUGUUUAGUAUUCUGUAACCUCAAUGAUGAACGCUUGGAAUGAUCAUGACAUAAAUGAGACGCUUUCAUAACAAUAGUCCGUUCUGAGCCCAACACAGAGGUGAAUGUAAUGUAACCGUUGUGCAAGAGAUUGGGUAACACCAAGCUGAAAACAAUCGAAAUGAAUCGUGAUACUUCCGCUAUUUCCGCAAGGGAUGCAAUGAAUAAAUAUGGAAUUAAUCGUCCGCUGAUCCAGAGUGACUCGGACUGGCUCUGAAUAAGUAGCGUGUAACCAGGUGCGAAUGUAAUAACAUAAUUGUAAUACGCACUUGUAAAUACGCAUAAAAGGACUAAAUUUCUACAUUUGAUGGAUGUACUGCUUCAUCUUCAAUUAAUUAAUAAAUAGCUUUAAAUUCAUGCUUUUAUUAUAGUUUGUGUCAGCCAAGAUAAUGAAGCUGUAUCUAUUGACGUUGACAAAUAACAAAGUGGAUACUUAUCGGACACUGAUUGUUUCGGAUGCAUAUUUUAUUGCCACAAUUUUUAUAGCUACAAUUUGUUCAAAGACAGAGGUUAAAGAAAAAAAAUAUUUCAAUAGCCAUACAUUAUUUUCGAACUAUUUUCAAAUACGUUGUUAACUUACUAAAUGGUAUUUAGAUCGCAACUUAGAGGAUAAUAAAUAAGUCAAAUAAAUGAGACUUGUGAAAUUAGUGCAUCGUAAGUCAUCGCACGAUGUUGUCGCAGAUAAAGCAGUAUUUACAGUGAAAGGGCAAACUAACCAAUGUGGAUCAACACUGAAAACAGCUAUUAAAUGGCCUUGUGUUAAACAUAUUGAGACACGAAAUUCUUGUUUGAUUGGAAAUCAAAUAAAUUUAAUUAGUGUCGUGUGUGGACCAAUUAAAGGUUUGCAAGUAAUGGGGGACAGUAAAGACAAAAGCAACACAGAUUAUACAAAGGUGGAGACAGACACAAAUACAUUUCAAAGUGUCUUUAGUAGUGAAAGUGGUAGGUUGAACAUAAUGGAUACACAAACACUGCAGACUCAUAAAGGUCAGAAAAUAAAAUCAAAAGAAGGAAUGGAUGAUAAAAAAGAGUCUGCCAGUAUACCAAAUAAUGAUGUUAUUAUGAAAUUAGUGGUCAAUGUUCCACCUAAAAAGAAAACUAACGUUUUGCCAAAGGCAUUAUUGCAAGGUGUCACAGAACUUGUUCGACAUCAAAACUGGGAUUCGGAUCAAGCAUCCAGUUUAUUGUAUGAUGACUCUUCCAUACUCUGUGCAUAUUCAUUCGACAAGCACAGUGGUGGCAUUAAAGAAACCUUAAAUCAUAACAUUUCUUUCAGUGAUUCGAUGAAUAGAGCAAUAGGCAAACCUUUGCCAUCGGCAGAAAAUUUAGCAAUAAAAGAAGUAGUCUCCACUAUUGUAAAAUGCAAAGAAGACACAGUAGAUGCUGAGAAGGAAUCAAUUUAUGAAAUGAAAAGCCUGAUGAAAAUUGAAGUAGAUAAAGGUGUCCAAAAGAAAGCAAACGAAGAAUAUGAGUAUGAUUUGUCAAUAAUGUUUUCAGGAAAACUAGAAAAGCGGCGACUGAAACAUUUAAGACAAGCACUAAAACAGGCAAAUAAAAAAAUGAAAAGAGACAAGCCUAGCAAACAAGCUGAUGAUGGCUAUUAUGCGUCUGAAGAACAAGAUGAGAAGCAGAAGCAAACACGACCUAAUUAUUUUGUGGCUAUCCCGAUAACCAAUUAUUCAGUACGUACAGCAUUGAAGGAAAUCCAAGAGCACAUGGUUAAAGAAGAGCCGAAGUUACAACAGGCAAUAGUCCGCGUGUCAACACUGCAUCUGACCGUCAUGGUAUUAGGUCUUCAUACUGUCGAUGAAAUAAGCAGGACUAAAGAAGCGUUAGACAAAGUAAGCCAUAGGCUCAACGCACACCAAGAAAUGUCCGAUCUGUCUGUAGACAUCGCUGGCAUUGGGCACUUUCGCAACGAGGUUGUUUUCGCGAAGAUUGCCAGUGAAAUCCAGGUGGAGAGGCUGCACACUAUUGCAGAGAUUGUCGAGGGGUGCAUGCUGGAAAAGGAGCUUGUCUCCGCGGACAGCAAGGGUUUCAAACCACACGCAACGAUAGCCAAGCUGUCAAAAGUUAAAGGCUCAAAGAAGAACGGACAGAAACUUAAGAAAAUAAACGAGUCCUUGUAUAAGCAGUGGAACGAUACAUGUUUUGGUACUCAAAAUGUGUCAGUGCUGCAGCUGUGCUCCAUGAAUAAACCAAAGGACGAAUCAGGAUAUUACCACGUGGAGUACAGUGUUCAGAUAGGUUCGUCAACGUCAUGUGACAAUUCAGUACCGCAAAAGAUCUCCGAUUCUGAAGUAGUCCUUUUGGAACAGGAACAACAACAUGCAGGCUUUAUAAAUCAUCCUAUUGAGAAUACAGAACCAACCAUCAACAUUGGCACAUACGGAGUUUCAAUCGAAACUGACGAAGUUUCACCUGUUUCCAGCUCGACAAAAGCCUGCCAGGAAAUUGUUGUAACCGAGGAAUCGGGAGCUGAUAUGAGAACAUCGGCUGAAAGUAAGAACCAAAAUGGCGAUCCGUCAUACACCAGGCAUGACUCCCAUACACAUGGCAACGAGCCCAACACUUCUAGAAUACAAGGCGGUUUGGUUUCCGAAUCAACCAACGAAGGUCGAUAGGUUAUUAAAUAAUUGGGAAUGACUUGCGGUUUGCAUCACCAUACUGGGCAGGUGCGGUUUACACCGGGUACUUCGGUUUUACUGCACACUAAAAGACCAAAAUCGUAAUACGAAAUACGUUGACAUUGAAGCAAUUGUUUAUAAUUUGACUACAAACGUAAAUUAGGCAGCGAUCACGUUUUGUCUUCCGGAAAUGCAACGGGACCUAUUACACUCCUAAUUUAUACUAGAAUACACCGAUAUACAAUGAAAAAUAGAAGUUUGUUAUUUACGUGUGUGUUUUUGUAUGAUGUCCUACUGAGGAAACAUCAUGUUCCGGAGUGUGUCCCAGCGGUUUUACUUAACAAGCUUACAUGACUCACGAAAUUUGCGAAGAAGUGUUAAGAACAGCUGCAAUUUUCAGCUGUUUAUUUUUUACUGAACUACAUUCGAUUUUUAUUUGUCAUGUGCUGUGGGGUUUGGGGGGAUUGGCCGGAGUUCGCGUAGGAAACCCCACCUGUCCGAUAUGGAGACUACCAACACGCUCGGUUGCACAGGGAGUAGGGAUUGAACCCGGCUCGCCGAGGUGAGAAGCGCGUGUUUACCUUACAGCAUUAACCGGAUAGCCUGUAUGGCCUUAAAAUCUUUCUCAUUUAUAUGCAUACACACCAUGAACAGUUAGCAAUUUAAGUACGGGAAAUUAACCGUGAAGCGAUUGGGAGUACAUUUACGAUGAUUCGGCGACGUGCAUACGCGGAGGUAAAAAACAUACAUAUUGUUCAGGAACAUGAGUACUUAUAUGUGUAGGUCGCUAACUUUAUAUUCUAAAUACAUUAAAGCAAGAAGCCGAACAUACAGCAUGUGUUGUGUUAAAAAUUAUAUAGACAUAUUACUUUGAUGCACUUUGAUCCAUUUAAUAUUUUAAUGUUAUUAAAUGAGUGCAUGAGUUUU
Molecule: messenger RNA, 3666 nt
Organism: Dreissena polymorpha
Lineage: Eukaryota; Metazoa; Mollusca; Bivalvia; Myida; Dreissenidae
Exons: 7
Coding region: 742-2736 (664 amino acids)
Cellular component (GO): cytosol
Molecular function (GO): protein kinase A regulatory subunit binding
Source: RefSeq, a predicted model, not a curated record